AUGGAGGCGACGGAUUACAGUGCAUGGUCAAAUGAGAAGCUCAUUGAGCGAGUCACCCAGCUGGAAGCAGAUCUCAAAAGACGCAACGAAAGUGUUAUCGCUUCCAUUCCCUCAGUGAACAAACACUGGAAGAAACGAACCGAACGAGCCUUCGAUCCCGCCAAAUAUAAUACUCGUCUUGUCGCAUUCAAGCUCGCGUACCUGGGCAAGAAAUUCAAUGGGUUCGAGAAUCAUGCUCAUGUCACGCCGCUUCCCACGAUCGAAGAAGAGCUAUGGAAAGCGUUCAAUAAAGCUCGGCUCAUAUUCCCAAAAGAUCUGAAGCCGCUGGAACCAGGCGCUGUCAAUUGGGAGGGUACAGAAUACAGUAAAUGUGGGAGAACAGAUAAGGGAGUCAGCGCUUUUGGGCAAGUCAUUGGAAUUCGAGUGCGGAGUAAUCGACCUUUGCCAAAAAAGAAGGAAAAUCCCAAGGCCUUGGAUCUAGCAGAUUCUGGAGCCGACGAGAUAUUCAACACAUACCCACGCGAAAAUGGAAUCGAGACUUCCUCUCCGCCACUUGACCCUUCUCGGGUACCUUUCCGGGAACCGCCUGUGGACAAGGUGACUCUCGAUAUGGGUAAUCCAGACUUCGAAGAGUCACUGAAUUUCGAUCCAAUAGCGGACGAAAUUCCCUACUGUGCUCUUCUAAAUCGCCUGCUGCCCCCGGAAAUCAGAAUACUAGCUUGGUGCCCAUCUCCACCAUUGGAUUUCUCUGCGCGCUUUUCCUGCCGAGAACGUCGAUACAAGUACUUCUUCACCAAUCCAUGUUUGCCUCCAGUGCCACAUAACCUUGAUUCGACAACAAAAUUGAACCCGCGAGGAGUAAAAGAUGGAUAUCUGGACAUAGAUGCUAUGAAAGAGGCGGCGAGAUUGUUUGAAGGGAGUCAUGACUUUAGAAACUUCUGUAAGGUCGACCCUGGAAAGCAGAUUACGAAUUUUGAGAGAGUUAUGUUUCAUGCUUCUAUCCAAGAGGAAACUGGCAUUGAUCCAAGCAUUGGGUUUACAGCUUCUCCGGAGUUUGCGCCGAAGGAUGGGGUGAAGCACUCUGUUUACAGCUUUAAUCUUCAUGGAUCCGCGUUUCUGUGGCAUCAAGUACGAUGUAUGGUCUCCAUAUUAUUCUUGGUUGGUCAAGGUUUGGAAAAGCCUUCAAUCGUUUCUGAGCUCUUGGACGCUACAAAGAAUCCAAGAAGACCUACCUACGAAAUGGCUACAGACACACCGCUUAUCCUCUGGGAUUGUAUAUUUCCAAAAGAGAACGACCCAGAACGCAAAGACACUUUAGAUUGGGUGUAUAUUGGCAACGGUCGUGGUCAAGGAGAUGCUAAAUAUGGCCCUGCUGGGCUGAUGGAAAAUGUGUGGAGUCUGUGGCGAGAGAAGAAGAUGGAUGAGUUGUUGGUGGGAAGUCUGAUUAAAUUGGUUCAGAGUCAAGGCGACCCGGUGCAAGAGUUAGAGCCUGGAAAGAAACCAAGUCGAAGCCAGAGGUGUUUCGACGGCAGUAAUGAACCGAAGAUGCAAGGCAGUUAUACACCAGUGAUGAAGAAGCCUAAGAUGGAGGCUGUGGAGGUGGUCAACGAAAGAUUUGCGAUUAGGAAAGGGUUCGAGAACUCGGCCGACAUGAAGAUCAAGGGAUUCAGGAAUCCCCCUUCGAUAAAAGAAGAGAAACAAGCGUCGGUGCAAAGUGCUGUUGAAGAUGCGCCGCAGAUACCCAUUAGUAGGGUUGCUGUCGACUGA
Messenger RNA from Glarea lozoyensis ATCC 20868, 1767 nucleotides. Its product is annotated as Pseudouridine synthase. The transcript is spliced from 2 exons. Gene Ontology annotation, biological process: tRNA pseudouridine synthesis; mRNA pseudouridine synthesis. NCBI's taxonomy places the organism in Eukaryota, Fungi, Ascomycota, Leotiomycetes, Helotiales, Helotiaceae. Gene Ontology annotation, molecular function: pseudouridine synthase activity; RNA binding. The coding region runs from base 1 to 1767 and encodes 588 amino acids. Gene Ontology annotation, cellular component: cytoplasm; nucleus. The record is from RefSeq and is a predicted model, not a curated record.